This is a messenger RNA of Helianthus annuus (common sunflower), 1616 nucleotides long. RefSeq names its product NASP-related protein sim3. Gene Ontology annotation, cellular component: nucleoplasm. Lineage: Eukaryota; Viridiplantae; Streptophyta; Magnoliopsida; Asterales; Asteraceae. The transcript has 6 exons. Bases 86 to 1441 code for a protein of 451 amino acids. The record is from RefSeq and is a predicted model, not a curated record. Gene Ontology annotation, biological process: CENP-A containing chromatin assembly; DNA replication-dependent chromatin assembly. Gene Ontology annotation, molecular function: histone binding.
UGCCGUCACUUUUCCGCCAAAGGGUUUUGAAGCACACUCUUGAAAAUCAUUCACAGCGCCAAUUCAAAGGGUUUUCAUUUCAUCAAUGGCGGACGAAGCUCCGGCUCCACAAAAUCUCGCACCUUCAGCUUCUGUUGAAGCCACAAUCGAUUCGAUAGGUUUCGGUGGCACUUCGUCUUCCUGCAACAACAAUCAUGUCGCCGAAACAUCCGGUCUGACGUCCGAUGUAGAAGGGGAAAACUCACUUGCGUACGCGCAAGAGUUGAUGGACCGAGGAUCCAAGGCCAAUAAAGAAGAAGAUUACGCUGAAGCCGCUGAUUGCUUCAGUCGUGCCCUAGAAAUCAGGGCUGCACAUUAUGGCGAGCUGUCCCCUGAAUGUGUGAGAUCAUAUUAUAAAUAUGGUUGUGCACUGCUAUACAAGGCUCAAGAAGAGUCCGAUCCGUUAGUUUCAGGUUCUGUGUCAAAGAAGGAGGUAAGUGCUGAACAUGGUUCUGAUAAGGGUGCAGAAAGCGGUGAUGCUUCUGUUUCAAGUAAAGCUAAAGAAGUGACUUCAAAUGCUCAAGGUGUGUCAGAAGGUGAUGGGGGUGAUGAAGAUCAGGAAGAAGAUGAUGAAGCAAGUGAUGCUGACGAGGAUGAAUCCGACCUGGAUUUAGCAUGGAAAAUGCUUGAUGUUGCAAGGGCAAUUGCGGAAAAACAACCAGGUGACACGAUGGAGAAAGUAGACAUUCUUUCGGCUUUAGCAGAGGUAGCUUUGGAGAGAGAGGAUGUUGAUACUUCCCUCAGUGAUUAUCUGAAAGCAUUAUCGAUGUUGGAACGUCUAGCUGAACCGGACAGCCGUCAUCUAGCCGAACUAAAUUUCAGGAUAUGCUUAUGCCUAGAAAUUGCUUCAAAGGGUGAGGAAGCAAUCCCGUAUUGCCAAAAGGCUAUUUCAGUUUGCAAGGCUCGUCUGCAACGGCUCAAAAAUGAAAUAGAGAGUUCAUCUGGUACCGUGCCGCCUGGCAAUGCUGAGUCAGCAGUUCUUAACCGACAAUCUUCCAGUGCUUCACAAACUGCCGAUUCUGUUGCUGAUAAAGAAAAGGAAAUUGAGAUUCUCACUGGUCUUGCUAGUGAACUUGAAAAGAAGCUUGAAGAUCUUCAGCAGGCGGCGUCAAAUCCAUCUAAUUUGUUGUCUGAUAUACUGGGAAUGAUCGCAGCCAAGGGGAAAGGUGGUCAGACUUCUGGCGUUGGCGGUAGUAAUGGUGGUCAAACAUCCUCACGCAUUGGUAUGAUGUCUAACAGUUCUGGAUUUGAGUCGCCUACUGUUUCAACAGCUCACACAAACAGUGACUCUGGUGUCACACAUCUCGGGGUUGUGGGGAGGGGAGUGAAGCGAGUCUCUGUGAGUUCAGCUGAACCACCAGCUAAAAAGCCAACAUCUGAUCCAGCUGGUGGCAGUCAUUGAUCUAUUCUGCUUAUAGGGUUAGCCGGGACUCGGUUCUCUUGUAUGAUUUACCUUUUUAUACCUUUGAAAGACCCUUGAGGGUGACUAUUUUCAUUUGGAUCUUUGGUUGUUAACACUUCAAAUGAUAUCAAAACAGAUUGAGCUGAUCUUUGAUUACUUAUCAUAAUUAUGUAUU